Messenger RNA from Hyaena hyaena (striped hyena), 591 nucleotides. RefSeq names its product defensin beta 123 (gene DEFB123). The record is from RefSeq and is a predicted model, not a curated record. Lineage: Eukaryota; Metazoa; Chordata; Mammalia; Carnivora; Hyaenidae. The transcript has 2 exons. Gene Ontology annotation, biological process: innate immune response. Gene Ontology annotation, cellular component: extracellular region. Bases 305 to 508 code for a protein of 67 amino acids.
CUGGAGUUCCCAGGCUGAGAGCGCCCCUCCCCCCCUGCGGGGGCGGUUUAGAGCCCGCUGGAAAGACCUUGGACGUGAUUGCCUUUCCCUCCCCCACCCCACUUACCAAAUGACCACUGGGUGUGGCUGCGCACCCUGGGAUCGCGCAGCUCGGGGGCCGAACCCCUGAGUGGCUGAGGGCAAGUGAGGGUGACAUCCUUCCGGUUGAACAAAGGGACCAGAGAGGCGGGAGAGGCCGCAGCCCUGCCCCAUUAGCUUUGCUGUCGCAUCGGACUCGCAGCCUCACCUCGGGCCGCUUCCAGCCAUGAAUCUCCUCUUGCUGACUCUGGCCGCCCUGCUGCUCCUGUCCCAGCUCAUUCCAGGCAGCACUCAAAAAUGCUGGAAUCUUCAUGGCAAAUGCCGCCAGAAGUGCUUCAGGAAAGAAAAGAUCUAUGUUUACUGCACAAAUAAUAAACUGUGCUGUGUGAAACCCAAGUACCAGCCAAGAGAGAAGCUAUGGUUGUUUUAAGUUUUUUGAGGCCUGACGCCAUGAAGACACAGAUGAAGUCUGACCCCAGUAGAUUCUUAAAUUCAAUAAAUAUGUGUGGCCGA